Porites evermanni is the source of this 5863-nucleotide messenger RNA. The record is from the annotation of a GenBank genome assembly. NCBI's taxonomy places the organism in Eukaryota, Metazoa, Cnidaria, Anthozoa, Scleractinia, Poritidae.
AUGCCUUUCAAGAUAAAAGUGUCUCAUAGCGAUGAUAUUUGUCCCGACGAAAACAAAAACGCAGCUGAAGUGAAUAGAUUUCACAGAACAGCGCAGGAUGAAGAAAACAAAGGAGAUCAUAUGCCUGAAACACUGCAAAGCUUCUUGAAUGCAACAUCUCUUCAUGGGGCUCGGUUCCUUUAUGCUGACAAUUUAUUGCGGCGAAUUCUCUGGGGCCUGGCUAUUCUCGCAUCUUUUUCAGUUUGCUGUUAUCAGUCGUACUUAUCAAUGAAAGAGUUUUAUCAAAGGCCGUUUAUUACGAAGAUUACCUCGAAAAGCCCAGAAAGAAACGAGAUGAUUUUCCCAGCGGUUACACUUUGCAAUUUUAAUAUUGCAAACAUGAAGAAGAUUCGAUAUACACUUUCUCGUAAUUAUGGUUUGAAAGAGGAGGAAGUCGCUAAAAAAGCUGAUCAAAUUUCAAGAAUUCUUUUGCUGUCCAAAGACACCAUGAAAGACGACCUGGAUGGGAUUGACGAUCUACUUCUACGAGAUGCGGAAGCAGUCCUGAAAGAACAUGGUCAUCAGAUUGAUGAAAUGCUCCUCCCGAAUGUUCCACCGACAUUUAUAUCUUGUUCAUUUGAUGGCUUGCAAUGUGGGGCAACCAACUUCACUAGCUUCAUUAGCUCAUUCUACGGGCAGUGCUUCACAUUUAACUCAGGCCGGAAUGGAGGACCACUCUUGAAAGCUAGAAUGGCGGGCAAAAACAGCGGGUUAAAGCUGCGCUUAAAUAUACAGAAAGACGCUUACUUGAAAAAUGCCAAGAGGCCUUUUGCCGGGAUGGCAGUUCUUGUACAUGAUCAGAAAAACUUUCCCUUUAUGGAAGAAGUCAGUCUUGGAGUUGCACCAGGGAUUCAAACCUUUUAUUCUUUUAAGAUGAAACAGGUAUUAAAAAAGUAAUACAGCCUUUUGAAAUAACUGAACAUUGGCCGUUUUCAUAAAUAGAGAAAGGUUAUCCGUCUCAGAAGGGUUAUUAUAUCGGUUGGAUAAUUCGAAGGUGAAAAAGAAAUUGCUUUAAUUUUGGACAAAUAAUCCGUCUGCCCUUAUUCUCUUAAUUUGUCUGCGGUUUUUUGGUCAAUUUUGACGGAUUUUGAAGACUUAUUAUCGACGAAUAAUCCGUUUCUAGCGUGAAAGCGGCCAUUGGCUAAAAUAAUCCUGUAAGGUUUUGCUCUAGCCCUUUAAACGGACAUUUCCUUUCGUUUGUUGGUAAUUAUAUAAUUAUGAAUCUGAUUUGCGAACCUCCUUCGAAAAAAUAAUUACUUUUGGUUUACUCUUACAAAUUAUUAAUGAGGUUGAGGUAUACGUAUUGUCACCAUUGUUUUCUUUCGGAUAAACUUCGCCAUUUUCAAAAUGCAUUGAUAAAUAAAUUAUGAUAAUAAUAAUUGAUUUAUACCGCGCAAAAUUCAACAAUGUUUUCAAAUGCACCUUACAAUUUUGAAAUAAACCUAAAAUAUAAUUAAACAAAUACUAUUCAUUCAAAAAAUCAGUCUUGCUACCAUUUACGAUAACUGAGUCAAGCUAUUUGAACAAUUCCCAUCGUCUUUAGUCUUUGUUGGUAGACUCAUUGACACAUAGUCAAAGUGACAAGGUAUUGUGGGAAAUAUUUUUCGUUCAUUUUAAUGAUUCCCAACUUUUUAUUAUCAGUGCAAUCGUGAAGGAAAAAAAGGUCAGCAAUCUCAAGGAUGAAAUGGAAAAAACAACCCCUCAUAAACUAUCGCAAAUAUCGUAUCGAUUGUAGCUUGUGUAACAGGUGGUUUCUUUGUGUGUUUUGAAUCGAUCGUGGGUCGUAAAGUAAGAGCCUUGCGAAAGCUGAACAGAUAUCGAACAAGAAAACGAUGAGGGAGAAAAGUUUUCUAUACCUUCUUUCUUUCUUUCGUCCCCUUCUUCUUCGUUUCCUUUUUGGACCUCCAGAACACACGAACGAAAAACACACCAAAAAAAGCAUAUUUGGAUUCAGUUCUCUUGUGACUGCUAUUUUAAGAUACAUAGCGUGUUCAUGUUUUACAAUAAGUGUUCUACCAAGACUAAUUCAACUUAGCGGCUUCCAGUGUGAAAAAUGUAUCUCAGGGAAGCCAUUUUCCAAAUGGAUGGAGGACGCUGAGAAAUUAAAAGACGGCCGCAUUCCUGCAUAGUUAUUCAGCUUCCGCGACCGUAUUAAAAUUCGUAGUUUCUUUUUAUGCUAGGCAAAAGUGAAUUUUUAUAGCUGGGUGACAACUUAUUUUUAUCAAUUAAACUAAAGUAAUUAUUAAAACUGAUUGUAUGAAAGUGAACAUGAUCUUCGUAGGAGAAUGAGCGAUCUAAGCGGUUGAAAAAGAACCUGAAAGAGACGAAAAAUUCAGGCUUUUUUGACAGGAAUCGAACUCUGACUUUCGCGAUGACUGGACGCAAUGUUCUAUCCAUAUAGCUAAUCAAGGCAGCUGAAAAGCAGAUCAUUGUGAGUUUGGAUUAUACCUGGUGGUGGAAAUGAUAUGAACUGAAAUACAGAACUUUGAAACGAUUGAUUGACUGUGCUGUCUUUUCCGUCUGCAGAUGCGUAGUUUGGAAGCCCCAUAUCAGACUAACUGCACUCAAAGAACAUUACAAAUGUUAAGCACUGGUGAUGUGUACAAUUACACCAAACUGGUCUGCCUCAAAAAGUGUGAAAACCAGGUUAUUGUCAAAAAGUGUGGAUGUCGACCUCCAAUGUUUUACGGUAACGUAUUUUCCACUUUAUAUACUUAGUUUGGUUUGUAAAUGUUUCAGUUUCGCUUACAAACAUUCAUCCUUCUCUAUGUGAAGCCACGAUCUCUGCGAUCGGUCCGGAAUCAGUUCGAACGCCUCGAUGAUUCGUUGCAAUGAUUAAUGCUCUUAUUCUCUUACAUGAAAUGCUCUCUUUGAAAUAUUAAAUGUGAAACCUAGACGAGUGCUGUAAGCUCAUCUUUAAUCCUGUCCUACUCCGUCUUUUUAAUCACUGGGGCGAUGUUUUGAUUUGUGUUUUGAUAAACGGAAGCGCGCCUUAUCAUUGGUUGAAAAGCGUCGCGUGACCAGUUGGCCCUGUCCCUAAAUUUAGCUAUAGGGAUAUUCCGGACUGUUAAUUUACUGCUAUCUUUAUGUGCAUAGACUGUAUUCACUACACAAUUUGGCCUAAAAUUUUCCUUACUCCUAGGCAAUUUCUCGAAAUUUCUACGAAUGGCAGUUGAUUUAAUCAAGAAAAUUUGACACAUUCAAAUUAGAGGUGUUCUUUCAAACGCACUAUUUAAAUCACUCAUGAUAGAAAAUGUUCCAUAUACAUUUCAGCUGUACAAAUAUGCCUAACGAGAGAACAUAUGUACUCUUGGCCUGACAGUAAAUUUCAGUUCUGUGGAUGUUGGUUUCUGACGUCGUUAAGCCUCUCCCUCGUGCUAACAGAGACGACACUAUAAUGCUAGCACAUGGCCAUCUCGAAAGAGUACUUUCCUAACGCUAUGGUUUGCACGAGAAAAUGAGGUUAUUGCUCAUGAUCCAGACUAACAAUGACUUGGCUUUCAAGUCUAAUACACCCGUUUCCUGAGUGAAAAACAAUCGUCCACGCAUUUCCAGAGCGAUCGUUUUAGGUUUGUUCGAGUUUUUGCCUCCCUUCUGUGAGGUUGCACUGGUCCCUGGCCGCUGGAAAGCACUCCAUUAAACAGAUUAUUGCCAUGAAAGGAAAAGCAUUUGUCUUUCUCACAUGAUUUUUUCAUUUUAGGGACAUCUAAAGUUUGUGCUCCGAAUAAUACAAUAUUUUGUGUUUUUCCCGCUCUUGGUAAGUUUUUACUAAGAAUAUGAUCGUUAUUAAUGUAAAUAAAUGUACAUUGGACAAAGGAUGGCAUGAAAAAUACACGUUUACCCCGCCACCUCUUGUAAUUUUGAUUUAAAAACCGCGCCGUCUAAAUGUUCUGCCCUGUAGUAUUUAUUCUUUCUUUGUGCAUGACAAACCAAUUUUUCUAAGCUUCAACUGAGAAGUACAGAUGAACAUUUGCUAGGUACCAAGGCAGUGGUAGUGGUAGGCUGGUCUCUGUCUAUUAAUUAUUCAUAUCUUAUUCAGUCCAAUAAUGUCAAACGUACCUCCCUCCUUCUUUACAAGGGAAGUGUUAAAUAAUCGGCGACUAAAAGAAAUACGCCAAUAGCAACACCACUACCCAUACUUCUGCAUUUGCAACUUUUACUCUAAAAAAAGAUAACUUACGAUUAAAACUAAGACUUCUCUUAAUGAUCAGAGACUUCUUUUCCUUUGAAAACAAUUUCUAACAAUUUGUAGAAAGUCUUAUUUCAUCUGAGGAGCAAAGAAAAUGUGAAGAGGAUUGUCCACUACCCUGCGAGGAAAAAGAGUACGAGUCAUCUCUAUCGUACGCUCGCCUCGAGAGAAGUAUUUUUGCGGAACAUCUCAUGGCAUUUCUAAAGACAUCACCAACUCAUAACCCGUCGUUAUACAGCGAAUAUCAGCCAUUUCUCAACAUGACUACAGCGGAAAAGCGUGAUUUCAUAGAGUAAGUUGUCUAAAUCAAUAGAUAGUAUUUUAUGGGCCAUUCUGGACUAGGCAAGGAAAUACACCCAUGAACUUACCAUGGUACCCUUUCACAUCCCUAUUUACAGUGAGUCUUCUUGUCAUUUUAUACAGCGUUCAAUAAAUUAAAUUGAUACAACCAUUACUGAAGAGCAUCUGUUCGAAAUAUUUUAGUUGACGCCUUUUUUUAAAAUAACUAAAAUGUGAAUUUCACUACCCUUUCAUAUUUACAAACUUGUGAAAUCCCUACCCUUUUAAAUACGUAAAGUCUGCAAAAGGUACCCCUCGCGGGCGGAAGUUCCGCGUGUAGGCCAUCACGGGGAGCCAGUCCAGCUUAUAGAAUUAAAUAACAAGACUUUACUUACCUAAUUUUGUUUCUUCUUGCAGCAACAACAUCGUUUCCUUGGACGUCUACUUUAGCGAUUUACAUUAUCUAGAGUUCAAACAAGUGCCUUCUUUUGCGCCAUUCAGUUUCAUUGGUUAGUGUAUUACUUGUGGUCAAUACUCAGAGCUUAGGUUACUCUGCUCUAUGAUUACAGAAGAGAUGCAUUAAGUGAUGCAAGCGCUAUUCAGUUCUUAGACACCUGUUUAUACUCUGAUACUGGAUAGACUAAAGUUCCAAGCUAAACAAACAAUUAUCCCAAGUGUCAUGUGUGUCAGUGGUAUAUCAUAAAACCAGAAACUCAUCACACACAUAACGCCGUCAGCCCAAACCAUCAUUCGCCUCGCCAUUUACUUUAUGAUCACUAUCGCCACAUUGCUUUCGCUAAAAUUACGUCUUAAUCGUAAUAAUCACAUCGCGAUCGCUGUUUCUCAGUGUGGUUACAGACGGACAACGCGGAUCGCUUUUACUACAUCGCUCUAUCAAGAGAUAAAUGCCGUCUUAGUGUCAAGUCUAAAUUAUCAGUUUCUAACUUAAAAUAUGUUAAAAUGUUAGUUAUCAUUUACGACUUUUUCUUGGCAGCUACCCUGGGCGGCUUCUAUGGUCUCUUCUUAGGAGCGAGCAUGCUAUCCUGGUGUGAAAUCAUGGAAUACUGUGUUCGUAAAAUAUACCACAAGAUGGUUUCUACUUACAGAAGGAGUAUAAAUUAAGUUACAAACCUGGGUUCCUGGAUCCAUUUGAGUGCACCGGACAAAUUUUCAUCACUAGGAAUGAAAUGGAGUUUUUGUGAUACUUACAAAGUAAGAAAAAAGCGAGCAAACGAACAUCAACGGGAUAAAGCAAGAGUGAAGAUAUUGCAGGGCAAGGGAGUACUCGAGCACCGGUACCUUCACGCGUUCCAUUCGGUUAUGUCACCAAUACACUUCAGGCGAACUCAUAGUUGA